GUUCACAUAGGGAAAUAACCUACUUAAUGCAAUAUAUAAACCAUCUUUCCUAGAAGGAUCACAUUAGGCUUUGGUUCUGCACGAAGAUAUCAUCUUACAGAAAUAAGAGAGAUAAUGGAGGUCUUUAGCACUCGUUCAUUUCUGCAGCUGAUAUUCCUGGGUUUGUGCCUAUGUGUAACAAAUCAAAAUCAAGCAGAAGCCGAAAGUGUGAGGCUAUGUCCGGUGAACAGUGAAUACCAGGACUGUAGAAAAAUCUGCUUUAAUAACUGUGACAAUCUGAACAGCACAAGUGAAGGAUGCAUUGAGCCCUGUAUUAAUGGAUGUGAUUGUAACGAAGGUUUUGUAUUCGAGUCAAAUAGUUUAACCUCCUGUGUGCCCAUUAAUCAAUGCAAAGUUACUUGCCCUGGAAAUAUGAUCUUCAAGCCCUGUCUCAGAACUCCGCGGAAGACAUGCGAAACAUUAGGAAUCCCCUAUACACCCUACGAAGAGUGCAAGCCACGCUGUGAUUGUGCUAAAGGAUACGUGCUUUCAAGCAACUUUGCCAAUGAGCCACUCUGUAUAAAACCUAGCGAGUGCAAGAGAAAAAGCCAAUAAGUUAUAUAUUAAUUGUAUCUCUAUAAGGCACUCAUGUUAAAAUUCAUGUACCGUGUUUUUCUUAAACACAAAAAAUACAAAUGUGUAUAUAGAGAAAGAUAAUAUAAAUAAUCUCAUAAGGCUCACAAAACAAUUAGAACCAUGCACAAUAAUAAUCCAUCGCUGAAACAUCUGUUCCAAUAAGGCUUUCAUGUAGGAUUAAUAAUAUAAAUAUUUGUGUUUCCUGAAUGUUAACAUCGUUGUGACACAUGACUUGUUUAUAUAUAUAUAUAUAUAUAUAUAUAUAUAUUUAUAUAUACAGUACAUACUGUAUCAAAACUGGAAUUUCCCCGAGAUGUUUAAUUAAGAAAAUAAAAUAACAUUGCAAAA
Bombina bombina (fire-bellied toad) is the source of this 963-nucleotide messenger RNA. RefSeq names its product serine protease inhibitor swm-1. NCBI's taxonomy places the organism in Eukaryota, Metazoa, Chordata, Amphibia, Anura, Bombinatoridae. Bases 115 to 594 code for a protein of 159 amino acids. The transcript has 4 exons. The record is from RefSeq and is a predicted model, not a curated record.